Messenger RNA from Erpetoichthys calabaricus (reedfish), 7921 nucleotides. RefSeq names its product telomerase-associated protein 1 (gene tep1). The coding region runs from base 206 to 7837 and encodes 2543 amino acids. Gene Ontology annotation, cellular component: telomerase holoenzyme complex. Gene Ontology annotation, molecular function: protein binding; telomerase activity; telomerase RNA binding. The record is from RefSeq and is a predicted model, not a curated record. The transcript has 55 exons. Lineage: Eukaryota; Metazoa; Chordata; Cladistia; Polypteriformes; Polypteridae. Gene Ontology annotation, biological process: telomere maintenance via recombination.
UCUUCGACGGAUGAAUAUUCCUGAUGCGCAUGGUUGGAAAAGCUGUUAAGAUUGCCUGCGUCCGAUCUCACGGAAUGGUCAGAUAUGUGAGGUUUUGGCUUUUUCUGACACUCGCUGAACUCUACUUUUAUGUAGUUCGCGUCUCAGGAAUUUUUGAGGAUUUACUAACAAUCAACCUUCAUUCCAUGAUCCUUUUGCAUCCACAAUGGAGUCUGCCACAGCAACACCCCAGCAGAAUCCUCAUUUACACCAAAAAUCCUCUUCCCGCUUUUCCUUGCAAAACCCACAGCUAAGUGCAAUGGAAAGUCUUUCAAAGGAACCAAACAAACAGUUGCACAAUCUUUUACUUACACAACAGCAUGGUAGACAUAAUGGUUUGAAGUCGGAAGCAUUAUCUAAAUUGGCAAAAACUUCAUUGCUUUUAGACAGCAGUAUGCCUUCCUCAAAGAUCCACUGCAGUGAGACCACUGUACUCAGUCAGAAGGAUUUAACUCUUAAUUUGUCACAGGGUUCUGCUUUGAAACUUAGUACUCUGUUCAAACCUUCACCUCUUACUUCAGUGAAGCUAACUGGGUUUCCGGAAAGACUGGAAAGCCAAUUUUUACCUCAAAAUAACAUCAGUCAGAAACCUGAAACUUGGGUAAAUGAACCACCUAUGUCUGAUGACUCUAUGGUGUCAGAGGAGAAAAUGGAUGAAGAUAAAGAACUGAAGGAUUCCACAAAUAUUGGGGAGUGUGAAGAGAUGCCUAUUUACGAUUUAUGGGACAUACCAGAAACGGAUGAAACAGAGCCAUUAGUUAAACUCUUGGAUCGGAUAGAACAAUCUGAUGAAAUAGAAGAAAAGCUUAAAGAAAAUAAGAUUCUUUUUUUAAAUUUGGUAUGCUGCUCUUUGAUUAAAUUGGAGAGACCCCCAAAAGAGGACUGGGAGAAAUACACAUGUAUAUGGUCUGACCUGAACAAACUUGCAACAGAAAUUGCAGACAAAGAUCCAGAGUUUAUUCUUAAGACAGCAGUUUAUACAAGGCAAGAAUUGAACAUUCGUUUGACUGCCAAUUUCCUGAGUGCGAUUGCAGCCAAGCUUCCUUCAACACGUCCACAUGUGCGCAGAUACUUCAAAGCUGCAGUGCAUCUUCCAUCAGACUGGUUAGAAGUUGCAAGGCUGUAUAACACAUGUUUUGGAUCAUGUAUGCCAUCUUGUCUGAAGAAAGCAUUGACUGAAAAAUUUAAAGAAUUCAAUGAGUUUCAGCUGGCAAAAUACAACACAAGAAAACAACGAUGCAAACACAAGGGGACCCAUAAGAGUACUAAACAAAAGGAUGAGGAAGCUCAACAAUCACAAAUCACAAAGUGGGCUAAACUUUUGAAAAUCAGAGAUUUUGAAUUCUUAAAGUAUAAGCGUUCCUGUAACAGAGCCCCUGCAGACAAGCAACAGGAUGUUUUUAACCUGAAGAAUAUGAUUCAGAAACUGCACAUUAAAAAACCAGCAGAACUGGUCAUGUCUGUACUUGGACGUAGGUAUCCAUCUGAUAUGAGGUCUUACUUUAGAAGUGGGUUGUCUGGCCCUUGGGAUUCUCAACGUGCUGGAAAACGAAUGAAACUGAGUCAACCUGAAACUUGGGAACGAAAACUUUGUCUUUUGGGAAACAAAACAGAAGUUUGGGAAGACCUUAUUGAUAAAAAUCAACUUGGCUUCAUGGCAAUGCUAAGGAAUCUGCGUAACAUUAUCAUGAAAAACGUUAGUGAAACUCAUCACAAAAAGAUCAUCCAUAGGCUGUCAGAUAAGAAAUCAGUGAUUCACAGCAGACAGUUUCCUUUUCGGUUCCUUUCUGCGUACAAAGUCAUUGUGGAUUUGGAAAAGCAACAGAAAGAAGCUGCUGAACAGCCAUUACAAAGUCGCUCAGAGAUGUUAGCCAAGAUAUUGAGCCAAGUACACAAAUCCUUCAAAUCUGAGGUGUCCAUAUCAGGCUGGACGAGUAAACGAAGAAGAGCAUUGCGUGUGCCUCUAAUAUACAAACAGCUAAAACUCAGAGAAACUUACCAGCGAAAAACAAGGAACCUACGAUUAAACAUGGAUCUGCUACAGAAAUAUAAGAAUGCUUUAGAGAUGGCCAUCAACAUUUCUUGCCAACACAAUAUACCUCCUCUUAGUGGUCGUAGCCUUAUUUUUAUCCGUUGUGAUUCUGAAUUGAAUAUGCAGUGCAGGGGCGCUGAAAGUUUCUGCAUUUCCUCAGAUUCUGAUAAAGGACCUGUUAAAGUCAAAGAGGUUGCAUUGUUGUUAGGACUAAUGAUGGCAAGUGUUAGUGAAAAUGCAAAAUUGUAUUUCUUUGAAGAUGAUAAAUAUCAGGAAGCAAAGCUACAGCAUGGAACUGUACUGGAGAAUCUAGAGCCCCUGAUGCAGCAAUGUGAGGCUUUUCCAGAGUCACAGGAAAAACUGUCAGUAUCCAAUUUCUUUUUUGAUUUAACAGCUCAAGGAAUAAAGGUCGACACCUUGAUGAUUAUGUGGCCAAAAUUUCCCUUUGAAGAUUUAGAGUACCCUGUGCAUCAAUAUCGAAGACAAGUGAACCCUAACACACUUGUGAUAAAUUUGGGUUUUAAUGAUAGAUUUGAAACAUCAAAAUCUGUUGAUAAAAACUGGGUAGAACUCUAUGGAUUCACUGAGCAAAUUCUAAAGUUUAUGGCUGAAAGGGGCUCUUCUAGAUUCCUAGAACACAUUGAGAACAUCAGUGAAACUUACAACAUUCCACCUAAAGAGGACAAUGCCAGUAAAUUAACAGGAAUCAUUGAUCAAAGUUUCAUACCCUUGGUGCCAAAAGUGAGCUGGCGAAGUAUACGUGUUUUUAUCUCCUCUACAUUUCGAGACAUGCAUGGGGAACGAGAUUUACUGAUUCGAUAUGUCUUCCCUGAACUGAGACAGAGAGCUGCCCAUCACUAUAUCCACCUACAGGAAGUCGACCUACGCUGGGGUAUAACUGAAGAAGAAGCACGUAGCAACAGGACUGUGGAACUGUGUCUGUCAGAGGUAGCAAAAAGUCAACUUUUUGUUGGAAUUCUUGGAGAGCGGUAUGGACUAGUUCCAACUGACAUAUCUCUGCCUGACUUGCCUCAUUUCCAGUGGGUGAAGACUGCGCCCCCAGGCCUGUCAGUGACGGAGCUGGAAAUUAUGCAGUUUCAGAAGCAGAAUGGUAGCUUUGCCAAUCAAAAAAUGUUUUUUUAUCUGCGAACACCAGAGCUCAUCAGAUCAGUUCCAGAGCAAUGGAGAUCUGAUUUUGUUGCAGAAUCCACUGAAGCUAGAGGAAAAAUGGAAGAUCUCAAAAAACGACUAAAACAGAGUGGCACCAUGAUUACUGAAAAUUAUGAAGCUGAAUGGGGUGGUGUGUCCCAUGGGAAGCCCUACACCAAAGGACUGGAACAAUUUGGAAAAGCUGUUCUGUCUAACUUAUGGGAGGCCUUGAAACAAUUCUUUCAUGUGGAACAGGAUGAUGAAAUUUUGGAUUCGUGUUCAAAACUGACUGACCAGGAAGUUUUUAAAGAAUCUCUGCAGCAUCAGAUAUAUGGGAGAAAAAAGGUUUUAGGUACAGCAGCCACUAAAAUUCGAGAAAUGGGAAGAGGAAAAUGCUUUGUAAUAAAUUCUGGUCCUGGUCAAGGAAAAACAGCUUUAAUGGCUGCUAUGGUAAAUGAAUUUAAAACUUCAUCAAAGAAGACUGAAAUCGCUGAUGUUAUCUGUUAUUUCAGUGCUGCAAGUCAAGCAGCAAACAAUGUUGAAAAUUUUCUGCACUUUCUUGUUCGAUGUCUGAACCAGAGACUUGGGCAAGACCUUGAUCCACCUACAGGUUAUCAGGCCCUGCUUAAGGAAUUUAAUUCUUUGCUCCAGUCAUCAUGCAGAUCAAAGUCCAAUCCAUUUUUAGUUAUUUUAAUUGAUGAUGCAGACUUAUUACAGAACAACAGGGGACAACUAAUUUCAGAUUGGAUACCUGAGAGUCUUCCUUCGAGAGUGACUCUUGUGCUCAGUGUAACCUCAGACUCGGAUUUGCAUCGGUCUCUGAAUAGGAAUAAAAACAGCAUCCUCUUUCAACUAGAGUCACUUUCCACACUAGAAAAGAAAGAGAUUGUCCAGAGUGUCUUAUCGCUUUAUGGAAAGAAGCUAAGUGAGACAUCUUUUAACAACCAGAUGCAAGUUUUACUCAGGAAGAAGGGAUCCAACAGUCCAUUAUACUUGAAACUGGCAUGUGAAUAUUUGAGAACAUAUUCAGUUUUUGAGCAGAUGAAAGAUGAACUUCAGAAUCUCCCUUCAACACUGGACAAACUUAUUCUACGAGCUUUAUCUCAUCUGGAAGAGGACAGCAAAGUUAAGAACCUGUCCUGGGUUUUUGCAGUAUUAGCUGUCACCAAGACUGGCCUAAGAGAGAGAGAUCUCUAUGAUUUGUUAUCGAUGUGCAACAUGUUACGCACAAAUCGUGCUUUGUCUUGGAAUGAUGUAAUGAAUUCUGGAAGGAUUAAUGGAAAUAUUAUUCCAAUGGCAAUGUUUGCCCAUUUGAUGAGGGCUUUGCAGAGCGUGAUUGGUCAGCAUCAUACUGAACACUCUGAUUCACCACUACUCCUGAAAAACAGCAUUAUACAAGUGGCACUAGAGCAACAUUACUUGAAGAAGCUUUCCCUGGAAAAAACAGCUCAUCUUCUUGUUGCUGCUCAUCUGUGGAAACUUUCGGAUCCAGAUAGAAAUGGGACAUUUAAACAUUGCGAUGCUUCUGCUUUGACUGAACUUCCAAUACAUCUUGUUUACAGUGGAGAGCUGCAUCACCUGCAUAGUCUGCUUAGCAAUGUAAAUUUUAUAUAUGCACAUGUACGACUAGGCCUGCUUCCAGAACUUUUAGAGGCCUAUAACCUAUAUGAUUCAGUAAUUUCGCGUGAAGAUCCAGGUUUAUCUUCUCAAAGUUCACUAGAGCCCUUUAAAAACUUCCUUCAUCAAAAUCACUCCAUUCUUUCCCGGGAACCUUGUCUGUUCCUGCAGCAAGCUAUUAAUGAGCCCAACUCUACUGCUGUCUUUCAUUGGGCUCAGGGUGUUUUAGAGAACAAGGUUCCAGGCUUCCAUGUGAUGGAGUGGCUCAACAAACCUCAGCAAGCAAGGAAGAAUAUUAGUAAAACAGUGCACUUUACAUCCAUUCCUGCUUGUGUGGCUGUGAGUCCUUCUGGUAGGGUAGCAGUCGUGGGCACAAAUCAAGGACUUAUUCACGUGUUUACAACAGAUACAAGCCAGGAAAUUAGAUCAAUUGCAAGUGCUUUUGAUGGCAUUUCAACCUGUAUCUUUCUGGAUGAAGCAACUUUAUGCUCCACUUCCUUUAAUGGGCAAAUUGAACUUUGGAACAUUGUCAGUGGAUACAGAGUGACGCACAUUGAAGGACAUCGAAACCAGAUUACAUCAUGUGAUAUUAGUCCAGACAAAAAGCAUUUUGUCACAGUUUCUUUAGACAUGGAUUUGAAGGUGUGGAAUGGAAGUAAAGGAAGCCUUGCAGCAUCACUUUCAAAUCCUUCUCCUUUGAACUGUGUCAGCUUUCAUCCAAAUGGUCAGUUAAUAGCUCUUGGAAGAUGGGAUAGAUCAAUAGGUAUUUGGGACUGGCUGUCAAGAGAGACUUUUACUACUUUGGUUGGACAUGGCUCCUCAGUACGAACCCUGGCAUUUGCACCCUCUGGGGACUUUUUGGUAUCUGGCGAUAUGGAUGGAGAGAUUAGAUUCUGGUCAGUGCCAUCUGCAGUCUGUGUGACCAGUUUUUCAGCACACAGUGGCUCGGCUGAGGUUGUUCAGUUUUUGGACAGUGGUCGACUGCUGAUGACUGCUGGGGCUGACAGAAUGGUGCGACUAUGGUCUGGAAGUCCUGGACAGAAUGUUGGGAAGUUGCCAUCCUCUGAUUGUUCAGCACUAAGUGUAGACAUAAGCAAUGACUACAUAGCUGUUGGCUUCCACAGCAGCGGAAUUAGAAUCCACUACAUCCGUUCAGGUGAGUUGUUGUGGGAAAGCAAAGAACCCAAAGUUUCAGUCUGGUGUGUAAUAUGGUUAGAGCAAGAAAGACUUCUUCUGUCUGGAAGCAACGACUGCAUAUUACGUGUAUGGAAUCUUGAAUCAAGACCAAAUAUGGUUUGCAAAGAUAUUCUAAAAGAGCACCAUGGACCUAUCUAUGCUUUGGCAAAAUCAGACACUCUUGUGGCAGCUGCUUCAGAUGACUUUUCUGUGACAUUGUGGUCAGUGGAACAUCUAAAAAGUAAUUCUAGUGGUAAAAAACCAGUUGCUGUACUAAAGGGACAUUCUGCAGGAGUUACCUGCCUAUCAUUCAGCCCAAGUGGAAGUGAGCUUGUAACUGGAAGUAAAGACUUGAGCCUUAUCUUUUGGGAUGUCAAGAGUUCUUCACCUACAAUUUUGAGAUCUUUUAAACGCUGCCAUGCUGACUGGAUCACAGGAUGUGCCUGGAAUUCACAAGCUUUGAUCACUUCUUCUAAUGACUGCAGGCUUUGUGUUUGGGAUCCCCUGUCUGGAAAAUGUUUAAAUGAGUUUUUGGGACACAGUGCUGCAGUGAGCUCUGUCAGUUUACUGAAUGAAUAUGUGGUUUCAUCAGGAGGUGAUGGUAAAGUUCGUGUAUGGAAAGUAACCGGGGCUGAAAUCGCCCACAUUUCAGCACAUGUAGCCAGAAUAAAUGAAUGUAUAUUUGCCACCUCCAGAUGGAAAAAAUCCACAGAACCAACAGGUGAAUCUGAGAAUCAAGAACUGAAACCUGAAGAUAUCUGGUUAGCUACAGCUAGUGAUGAUGGAACAGUAAAAUUCUGGCAACCCCUGAUGGUUCAACACAUGAACUCCUUGGAGGGUCACAGUGGUUCAGUUCUUGCUGCAGCUCAAAGAAAAGAAAAUUUCUUCACAGUUUCAGAUGACCAGUCGCUUAGAAUAUGGCAGCUACCAAAUGAGCCAAUUCCACCUGCCGUACAUCAUGGAAGUGUUAAAUUGUGUGCCAUCUCUCCCUGUGGUGAAAUAGUGUUGUCAGGAAGCAGUUCUGGAGAGCUCUGUGUGUGGUAUCACAACUCUUUGGCGCAGAAGUUGCAGAUGAGCAAGUACCCAGUGAAUGCUGCUCUGUUCAAGUCUGAGUCAGAGUUUAUACUGGCGUGUUCUGACAAUAUUGUUUGUGGAUGGAGGAUAAAUCGCAGUACUCCAGAGAGCUCCAUAUCGCUGAAACUGAUAUCUUCCACAAGAGUCAGUUCACCAGUGACUUGUCUUGCCCAAGGUCCAAAAUUGCUUGGUGGCUGUGCUAAUGGAACUCUUAUAUCCAUUCCUUUCCAUGAAAAUUUCACUACUGACUGGGAAAGUGAGCAUCAUAUUAUCGGAUUCCUGCCAAAAACUAAGAAGAACAUCACCAUUGCUGCUGAAGUUGAAGGAAUGCUUGACAUUAAAUUAAUAGAUUUUGAAAACUUGACGCUGCAAGUUUCAAAGAAAGACAAGGAGGUGCUCAACUUGGAAGGAAACUCUUGGAUUACAUGUGUUGCAUCAUUUGAAAAUUCUUUAACUUGUGGAGAUUCAGAAGGAUACCUGUGGUACAGAGGUAAUUCAAAGGAUUCCAAAUGGAAUAAGAUGAAGGUGCACAAAAAUAAAGUCAGUGCUUUGAAAAUGACAGAAAGUGUGAUCAUCACAGCAUCCUAUGACCAAAGUAUCAAACUAUGGGAUUGUAAAACAAUGAAACAGGUGGGUUUGUUUCUCUGUAAAGGACCAGUUACAUGUUUGGAAUUGAACCCCAGUCACGACAGAUUUCUGGUGUGUGGAGACAUCUUAGGAAAUGUUUACUUUAUUGAAUGGACAGAAUGAAGAAUAUUAUUAUAAUAGGUACCAAUGCACUAUUGUCACAUAUGUACUGAAACACUUAGUGAGUUCAGUUUCUUUCGUUCUUUA